AUGCCUCCCAAGCAAGCCCGUACGAUCGCUCAGCUCGCUGCCAGCGGCAUCAUCCGGAGCGCCCAGGGACUGAACCGUCAGGAGCAGGGCGAGCUGCUGAUCUGGGCUCGGGCUCAGGGAAUGACCUACAGGGAGAUCAUUCAGCGAUUUGGCUUCACGCAAACGGAGGAGGGCUUGCGCACCUGGCACUACGUGCUCAUCAAUGAUCGACCUCCCCGCGUGCCGACCUUCACGGCCCAGGACGAUCAACUGCUGCGUGCAGCAGUUCAGCUCUUCGCGACUGGUCCUCUUGAUCAGGAGAAGAGCAUUAACGGUAUCUGGAAGGCCGUAAAGGAGCACAUGAAGAAGAAUGGUGGGACCACGUCCGCAGGCGUGACCACCCUUAAGAAGCGAUGGCUGGCAAUCCGCAACCAGCCUGCAGGUGUCUCAGCCGCGUCUGGUUCUUCAGCCGCGCCGUCAGCCUCGCGCGCUCGCGGUGGUGCUGCCCGCACUGGCAGCAUCCACGCCACGGGAAGCCUGGCCCGGUCCUUCCCCGUCCCGAUGAACCCGGCCCCAACCACGCCCACUCGGGGAGACAAGGGCAAGGCCGCAGCCGGCGGCAGCAACAAGUCGUCGGGCGCCAAAGCCGGCUUUGACGGCAUCAGCGGCAGCAGCAGCAACCCUGCCUUGAAGUGGGGCGAGUACUCCCCUCUCUCCAAGGAGGAGCAGAGAGAGGUGCUGGGCGGCGAGACCCUCACUUCUGACGAGGAUGAGGAGGAGGAGGACGACGACGACGCCUCCGACAGCCACAGCGACAGUGGCGACAACCCCGCCAUGAAGUGGGGCCACUACUCCCCUCUGUCCAAGGAGGAGAGGGCUGAGGUUCUGGGCGAGGACAACUCCACCUCUAGCGACGAGGAGGAGGAGGAGCAGCAGCAGCAGGAGGAGGAGCAGGUUGAGGAGGAUGAGGAGUCUGACGAGGAGUCUGACGAGGAUUCUGACGAGUCCGACUAA
Molecule: messenger RNA, 993 nt
Organism: Diaporthe amygdali
Lineage: Eukaryota; Fungi; Ascomycota; Sordariomycetes; Diaporthales; Diaporthaceae
Exons: 2
Coding region: 1-993 (330 amino acids)
Source: RefSeq, a predicted model, not a curated record